This is a messenger RNA of Scylla paramamosain (green mud crab), 4080 nucleotides long. RefSeq lists its product as uncharacterized. Bases 1925 to 2758 code for a protein of 277 amino acids. The transcript has 2 exons. Lineage: Eukaryota; Metazoa; Arthropoda; Malacostraca; Decapoda; Portunidae. The record is from RefSeq and is a predicted model, not a curated record.
ACUAGACAUCACCACUACAAUCAAUUAAAUCUUUCUCCUGCGUCACGGUAUCCUCAAAGGGCAUCCUACAGCGCCACAGUCUGGCGUCAGAGGCCUCGGCAGCCACACACUCCUGUCAUGGCACGCAUCGUGAAGGCUGCGGCGGCGGUGGUGGUGGUGGUGGUGGUGCUCGGAGGAGGCCCUGGCGGCAGGUGUGGCGCUGCUCACGGCGCCACAAACUGCAACUCUGGUACAGACGAUGCAGAAAUGCUAGUAAGAUCUGAAGAAGAGGAAUUGAUACACAGCGAAGCAAUACGCCAAGUCAGACGGCACGUGAAUCAAUAUAUGUACAUGGUGCCCUUGACAGGCUUUGAAGGCGUUCGUGCUGAGGUGACAACCAACAUGGGAACAUUCUCUGCCUGGUUCCCAAUUAUGGACCACUGCCUCCUCGACAGUUCCCGGUGGUGGCAGGUGUUACUGGAGGUGAAGAAAUACACCAGUUCAACUCUCACUGCUACUCUGGCGGUACACAACUGCUCCCUGUCAUGUGAACUGAACAAUGACGCAAGACGCACAAAUGGGAGCGACUUGAAGCUUCACAACCUGGAAAUGUUUGGUCGCGGCGCUUCCAAGUGGAGAGAACAGCGUCCACUCCAUCCUUGCAGAGUUGAAACAGUAGCAAAAGAUCCUGUCCGAGUAACCCCGCCCUCCUGCACCAAUCCUCCGCCCAUCGGCAAUGCCUCUCCACCUCACUCUGACACAGAUCAGCAGCCUGCACACCGGCCUGCACAGGGAACUCUCGGCACCGCCUCGCCUCCCGCACGCGCUACACCCCCAAGCCCAUCAGAAUCCCCUACAGCCCACACUGAAGGCCUCACGCCCCCAUUGCGGGUGGCAGCAGUGGUGGUCGUGAUGGUGAUGAUAGUGAUGAGUGAUGAUGGUGGUUGUGAUGAUGAGACGUUGAGAUCGACAAGAAAAUUAGGCGCUCGCGCGCGCGCGUGCGUGUGUGUGUGUGUGUGUGUGUGUGUGUGUGUGUGUGUGUGUGUGUGUGUGUGUGUGUGUGUGUGUGUGUGUGUGUGUGCGUGUGUGUGUGUGUGUGUGUGUGCGUGAAAAACUUGCAGCAACAACAACAACAGCAAGCAAGCGAAGUUAACAGUUAACAGAAACAUAUGACUGUAAUCGAGUCACCAUUAUCGCCAUCAGAAUUAGCAUCAUAAUCAACAGUAAGAGCUGCACCAGUAACUACAACAUCAAUAACAGUAUUAGUAAUGGUAGUAUAAGCAGUGGGACCCACGCGGCAGCCACUACUGGCGAUACUGCAUCUCCCAGAACUAGGAUGGCAGAAAAAAACAAACAAAUAAAAUGAAAUGAAUAACAUAAAACAAAUAAAUAAAUGAAUGAAAUAAUAAUAAUAAUAAUAAUAAUAAUAAUAAUAAUAAUAAUAAUAAUAAUAAUAAUAAUAAUGAACAUGCUGAAGGCCCAACAUUCAAAACCGUCUUCCCACAGCGGCCAAUGUGUCUCCUCUAAUACAUGGAAUUACGUUACUGGAAACAUUUAUAUUCGAAAAUAAGAAUUGUGGAAACAGUCUUCAUAAAAUGUCAUCAUGAGCUACAGUGAAGGGCAAAGGCGUUCUCUCAGCGAGUGUUAGCGAGCGGCACACCACGACACACAGAAGUGUCCCACGGCUCGUCCGACUUACGGAGGGUUUAUUGUAUGUGCGCGUAGGAUGUGAAUGUGGUGGUGGUGGUGGUGGUGGUGGUGGUGGUUGAUACAGUAAGAGCAGUAUUCAUGAUAGUAGCGAUAGAAGUAGCGGUAGUGGUGGUGGUGGUGGCGGUGUUGGCGGCGGUACAUUUUAAAUCUCUCUCCUGCGUCACUGUAUCCUCAAAGGACAUCCUGCAGCUCCCUAGUCUGUCGUCAGAGACCUGAGCAGCCACACACUCCUGUCAUGGCUUGCAUCGUGAAGGCCGCGGAGGUGGUGGUGGUGGUGGUGGUGGUGGUGGUGGUGGUGGUGCUCGGAGGAGGCCAUGGCGGCAGAUGUCACGCUGGUCACCUCGCCAUAAACUGCAACUCCGAUACAGAAAUAACAAGAUCUGGAGAAGAGAAAUUGAUACACAGUGAAGAAAUACACCAAGCAAGAGAGACCGUGAGUGAAAACUUGUACAUGGUGCCCUUCACAGGCUUUGAAGGCGUCCGUGCUGAGGUGACAACCAACAUGGGAACAUUCACUGCCUGGUUCCCGAUUAUGAGCCAUUGCUUCAUCGGCGAUUCCCGGUGGUGGCAGGUGUUACUGGAGGUGAAGAAACACACCAGUUCAACCCUCACCGCAAAUCUGAGGGUACACAAUUGCUUCCUAUCAUGUGAACUGAUCACUGACGCCACACGCACAAAUGGGAGAGACUUGAAGCUUCACAACCUGGAUCUGUUUGGUCGCGGCGCCUCCAAGUGGAGGACACAGCGCCCAGAAUCUCCAUGUCAUGUUGAAAAAUUAGCAAAUUAUUCUCAAACACAAAUCUUGACAUCCUGCACCAAUCCUCCACCCAUCGGCAGUGCCUCUCCACCUCACUCCAACACAGAACAGCAGCCUACACAGCAGCCUGCGCAGAAGACUCUCGGCACGGCCUCACCUAAAGAACGCACCACGCCCACAUGCCCUUCGGAAUCCAAAGCACACCAGACGGAAAGACUAACAGCCACAUAUCUGGGUGUGGCAGUGGUGGUGGUGUUGGUGAUGAUAGUGAUUCUGGCGGUUGUGCUGUUUCUGAUGAGACGUCGUGGUUAACGAGAAAAUGUGGAAGGAUCCCAGGUGACGCAUUCCAUCCAGGAAGUCCACGUCAGUAGGAACAGCCUGUAUGAAUCGUUUGACCAGCGCAGACGUGUUUCAGAGUCAGGGUCCUUGCCUUCAAGAAUACUGUGAGGUAGUGUUGGGUUUCUAGGAUCUGUGCGUGUGUCUGUGUGUUGGUGUGCAGGGAAAUUUUCUUUGUGGGAGAUUAAGCACAAGAAAAACAUAAAUAUAGUGAACAUUAUGGUGCUGUGUGUAAUAAUAAGCUUUCACUGAAGAAUAAUUUGGGAUUGUACAUUAAAUAAGUUAAGUUAUGAGGCACAGAAAGACUUUUAAACUUGUAAUCAUCUUGUACAGCGACACGCACACAGCUCCUGCAGAGGAAACACUCGUUAUUCACACAGUGUCCGGGAGUCUCCUGUGAUGCGUCGAGUCCUGCCUGCCUCUCCUUAACGUGGUGGUGGUCUAACUACUACUACUACUACUACUACUACUACUACUACUGCUACUACUACUACUACUACUACUACCACUACUACUAUUUCUUCUUCUUCUUCUUCUGCUACUACUACUACUACUGUUGUCCGUCACAUCUACAGAACACGUUAUUCCUACGGAAAUUAUAAACGUUGGUGUAAGUCAAUUCUCUCUCUCUCUCUCUCUCUCUCUCUCUCUCUCUCUCUCUCUCUCUCUCUCUCUCUUGUUUAAUAGUGGAGCAUCCUUUCCUUCUCUUCCUCCACGAGAACCUUUCUUUUCGUUCCUUUUCUUCCUCCUCUUCGUCCUCCUCAUCCUCCUCCACUUCUACUCAUGCUUCAGCUGAUUAUUAUUGUUAUUAUGACUAUUGUUAUUUUUAAGUUAUUGCUAUUAUUAUUAUUAUUAUUAUUAUUAUUAUUAUUAUUAUUAUUAUCAUUAUUGAUAAUGUGUACAUGUGUGUGUGUGUGUGUGUGUGUGUUUGCACACGUUAUUCAGUGCUAUCAUUAUCAUUAAUAAUGUAAGUGACUAAUUGGUUAACAUUAGUUACCAACAACAGAACAAGCGUUCUAUUUAUGUAAUUUAUAAAUACGAACUGAAAUUCCAUGCAUGUCUAAGUAAGUCUGAUUGUAGCUUAGGUAGGGUGGAGAGUUGUUGUUGAUAGUUAACGCUCAUUACCAAUCUCUAGUGUAAGUGUGGGCCUGUGACCGCUGCGUGUGCUGCAGCAACACCCACUCACCACAUCGCCCAUGAGGAGCCGCGGCUCAGUGGACCACGCCAUCUACUGCCUGUGGCGCGACUGCUUGUAAUCAUGUCAAAACAGAGGAUAAUAAAUAUAUCAUUCAAUAUAA